AUGUCAUACAGAGCAUAUCGUCGAGGUGGCCGCGGUGGCAGAGGUGGCAGAGGUGGCAGAGGUGGCAGAGGAAGAGGCAGUGGCCCAAGGACCGAACCCAUACCACAACAGCACGGGACCGAACCCAGACCACUACAGUACAGGACCGAACCCAGAACACAACAAGACGUUAACCAAGAAGGCCAAGAAAGAUCACGGCAGCUGGAUAGUUUCUUCUACAAAGUUCUUGAAGGAACUUGGCAGUUGCACUCAGCGUCGGACUCUCACCGCUUCAUAGAGUCUAUUUGUAAUAGGACUGACAAGUCCGAUUGUAUUGAGCGGCUAGCUUCAUCUCAUAGCGGCCAAAGAGCUCUUCAUGAAGCUGUGACGCUAGACACCUCCGUCAGUUUCAUCAACACUUGGGUAUCGAAACUUCUGGACCUGCUAUCCGAACCAGAGCUCAAGAGAUUAUGCAACGGUGAACUUCUGAAACAAGUGCUCUGGAAUAUAGUCGAUCCACCACUGUUCUGGGACGCCUUGAUAGCACACAUCGAAGCCAAAGCUCUGGAUGUCAAAGCAAGUGAAGGCUUCGCCUGGCUACUCUUGCAGAUCGUACUCCUGCCAGUCGACCAAUCCGAUCCGUUCCGCAAAGUGCAAUUUCUUGUGACUCAACCAUCAUCACCUUCGAACAGUGCAGAAAUGGUCGAACACGGCCCUGGUGGUCGGCAUGAUAACGAUUUUAUCAAUUACCAUGAUAUCAGUAUCCUGCCUACAAAGGCUGAGCUUGAGUCUCCAGAGAAGCCGUUCAUCCGCAAUGCAUCUGCACUGAUGAAUGAGGAUAUGGGAAGGCGAGCAAAUCUCCACCUUGACAAUCAAUUUCGGCUUCUCAGGGAGGACAUGCUGGAGGAGGUGCGAGAUGACCUCAAAUACACGAAGGGCGACAAGCCAAGUAAGGCUAAGAGAACUUUAUUAAUCAAUGGUCUACACUUAAGAGACAUCGAUCAAGGUUCUUUGGAGAACGAACGGCCUUGUAGCCUCAUUCUCAGCUGCUCGACAGAUUUCCUGAACAUGCCCGGUGCGAGUGUUGAGAAGAGGAAAAAAAUACUGAAAGACACGCCGGCAUUUCUCAAGCACCAAAGUUUUGGGUGCAUCAUGGUCAACAAAACACCUUUGGGAUUCGCGACAGUGAUUAGAAACGAAGAUCUACUGGCAUGCAUCAUGCCGUGCCUCUGUCUUCUUGUUCUCGACCAAGAAUCUCUCCACAAUAUCCUCUAUGCUCUCCAUAAUGGCCCAGUUGACUUUCUUCAAGUACCAACUCCUUUAUUCGCCUACGAACCUAUCCUGGAGCGACUGCAGAAAAAAGUCGACAUUGAACUAGAACACGACGUCUUGGGAUAUUCUGACGUGCUACGACGCUCACCAUUUAUUCCAGAAGCAAUUGUGGCGGGUCUGGAGGAAAUUGACGCUGGGACGGAUGUCGAAAAGAUUCUGUGUACUUCGAAGCAGGUCUGUCUUGACAAGUCACAAGUCAAAGCUUUGAAAACGGCCCUUACUUACCAAGUAGCAUGUAUCCAAGGGCCACCAGGUACUGGCAAAUCUUUUGUAGGAGCCUUGUUGGCACAUGUUUUGCUUCAAAAUACAAAGGAGAGAAUCAUGAUUCUAGCCUAUACAAACCAUGCACUAGAUCAAUUUCUCGAGGAUCUCAUGGACAUUGGCAUUCCAUCAGACUACAUUGUCAGGUUGGGGUCGAAAUCCACAACUCGUACAAUGCCUCUACUUCUACGGAAUCAGGUUCUCAGCACCCAACACAAGUCGCGAACUCGUUGGGAAUUGAUCAACUACGAGAGGGAUGAAUUAAAGAUCGUAGUAGAGAAAGUUCAACAGUCUUUCGAGAUUUACUUGAACGGCCGCACAAAUCUCAAACAGGUAUUGUUACAUAUUGAAUUUCACGACCGAGAUAGGCAUUAUUAUGAUGCAUUUCUCGUCCCUGAGGCUGAGGUGGGCCACACGAUCGUUGGAAAAGGUGGUAAGCAAGUUAGCGAUACUGCCCUUUUACAGCGAUGGGUCAAGGGCAAAAGUGCCGGCGCUCUUGCCCAUCAGCUGUCACAAAGCGUGCUCGAAGGCAUCUGGCAAAUGGAUCGCACGUCGCGUAAAGCCAAAGAGACGCAGUGGAGAGAAGAGAUACACCACAAAAGAGUUGCAGCGCUGACCAAGAACUUGAACAAGUACAACAAACUUCAGAAGAAACUCCAGGGUCUUCACAGGCAAAAAGACGAGCAUAUUCUGCGCUCCAAGCGCGUAAUAGGCUGUACCACUACGGCAGCGUCGAUGUACGCACAGGAGAUACAAGCUGCUGGUCCCGGCAUCAUCAUCGUCGAAGAAGCUGGCGAGAUACUAGAAAGUCACAUUCUUGCCGCCAUGGGUCCAAGCACCAAGCAACUAAUUCAGAUCGGUGAUCACAAACAGUUGAGGCCAAAGGUAAAGAACUACAAACUCACCGUUGAAUCUGGUAGAGGUUUCGACUUAAACAGGUCAAUGUUCGAGAGACUAGUUCUCCAAGGUCGUGCUCAUUGCACUUUACUAAACCAGCAUAGAAUGAGACCAGAGAUAUCUGAGCUUAUCCGGCACAAUUACCCUGAUCUGCAGGACGCAAAGGGAACUAUGAACCGUCCUCACCUACGUGGCUUUCAGGGAGACGUCGUCUUCGUGAAUCACAGUUACCAUGAGGCAAAGCACAACCUUCUUGCCGACAAACUCGACGAGAACGCCAAGUCUAGUAAACAAAAUAGAUUUGAAGCAGAAAUGGUUUUGAAGUGCGUUCGAUAUCUGGGCCAGCAGGGUUAUCGAACGACUGAUCUGGUCAUCUUGACCCCUUACUUGGGACAACUCUCACUUCUCAAGGACUAUCUCAACAAAGAUCAUGAUCCAGUCUUGAGCGACUUGGACUCUCAUGACUUGGUCCAAGCUGGCUUAGUCCCAGCUGCCAGCGCGAAGGUGAAUAGGAUGCCGAUACGGUUGUCUACCAUCGAUAACUAUCAAGGCGAAGAGCGCGAUAUUGUUGUGGUGUCCUUGACCCGCAGCAAUGAUGAUGGCGAGAUUGGGUUUAUGCGAGCCCCAGAGCGUCUCAAUGUCCUCUUAUCUCGCGCAAGGAACGCCCUCGUCAUGAUUGGAAACGCCGAGACGUUUAUGAACGCCAAGAACGGUCGCGAAGAGUGGACACGUUUGUUCGACAAUUUGAAGAAGAGAGCGGAAAUUUUCGAUGGGUUUCCUCUUUGUUGUCAAAAGCAUCCCAACACUGCGAUCGUUGCAAAAACUCCCACCGACUUCGAUCUGCACUGCCCCGAUGGCGGUUGCGCAUUGCCAUGCUCUGAAAUGCUCUCCUGUGGACAGCAUCAAUGCCCACAGCGGUGUCAUAUUUUGGUAGAUCAUUCCAGUAUGCCGUGUACAGCCAUCAUCACCGACUUUUGCCAACAGAAACACAACAUCACCUGGAAUUGUUGCCAGCAAAAGCCUGCGUGCCAAGAAUGCCGCAUCAUAGAUGAGCAGCGUCGUGAGAAAGCGCAGAGAAACAAAGCCCUUGAGGAUAGAAGACAAGCAAAUCAAUUUGCUUACGCUAGAAAACUCAAAGAACUACAAGAAAAGAUUACUCAGCAAAGGCAAGUAGCCAAAGAUCGCCAAGACGAAGCCAACAGGGAAUCAAUUUUAGAGCAGCAGCGUAAGGAGCUGGCAACGCUGACCGAGGAGAACCACGUGCCGAAGAGGAACUUGUCCUCGAAGGCCAAUGGCAAUGAGUCCAAAUCAGAGCGCCAGUCCACUACAGAAGACUCAAAAGGUUCUUGCGAGCCUUCGCCUGUAAUCCCUCUCAAGCCGGUGUCUCCACGGGAAAGCUAUGAAUCCUCCAAGUCGGGCUCUGACCUCUCGGAAGAAAAUGACCAAGACAUGAUCCCGGAAGGCGCUCCAUUCCUGAGGAAGCAAUCAGCUGCUGAGCAAGACUGGCAAUAUCAGAAGGACUAUCAGAAUGUUUCGAAUGAAGCUCUGGACUCGCUGAUGUCUAUGAUCGGGCUCGAAAGUGUGAAAAAGGAAUUUCUCAGGAUCAAGGCGAAGGUGGACACGGUCGUCCGUCAGGGCGCCGAUCUCAAAGAUGAGCGAUUCUCCUCUGCCUUGCUGGGGAAUCCAGGAACUGGCAAAACAACCGUGGCAAGGCUUUAUGCCAAGUUCCUCUCUUCUGUUGGCGCCAUUCCCGGAGACCACUUCGAGGAGACUACAGGUUCGCGCUUAGCUAACGACGGCAUUCAAGGUUGCCAAGCUCUGAUCGAUGAGAUCCUCAAGAACGGGGGUGGCGUCUUCUUCCUCGACGAGGCCUACCAGAUCGUCUCUGGGAGUUCUAUGGGUGGCAGACAGGUUCUUGAUUUCCUGCUGGCCGAAAUUGAGAACCUCGCCGGACAAGUCGUGUUUAUCUUCGCCGGGUACCGCAAGCAGAUGGAAGAUUUCUUCACACACAACCCCGGUAUCCCGAGCCGUGUCCCAAUCAGCCUCGAUUUCCAGGAUUAUGAGGACGAAGAGUUGCUGAGAAUCUUCAAUUAUUCAUUGGAUAAAAGGUACAAUGGUCGCAUGCAGGUUGAGAAGGGGCCACAAGGUCGCUUCAUGCGCAUUGUUGCUCGUCGAAUCGGUCGUGGCCGAGGCCGAGAAGGCUUUGGCAAUGCUCGGGAAGUACAAAAUGUGCUGUCAGGGCUUCUAGGCCGACAGGCGGAACGACUGCAACGAGAAAGACGUGCUGGACAAACCCCUGACGACAUGCUGCUCACGCAAGUCGACCUCAUAGGCCCUCCACCCAACAAAGCACUGCAAUCACACAAAGAUUGGAAAGAGCUCCAGAAGAUGAUUGGCUUGAAGUCUGUUAAGCAAUCUGUCCAAGUUCUCGUUGAUCGUCUACAGACCAACUACGACAGAGAACUCAGGGAACAACCGCCGAUUGAAUGCUCUCUCAACAAAUGCUUCCUCGGUAAUCCGGGAACGGGCAAGACGACCGUAGCCAAGCUCUACGGUGGCAUACUAAAAGCUGUGGGUCUUCUGAGCAACGGUGAGGUUGUGAUCAAGAAUCCCGCAGACUUUGUGGGCGGCGCUCUGGGUCAAUCGGAGAAGAACGCCAAAGCGAUCCUUGACAGCACCAAAGGCAAGGUGCUGAUCAUCGACGAAGCAUAUAUGCUUGCCGGCGGAGGUGUUGCGGACCCCUACAAGACAGCUGUCAUCGACACCAUCGUUGCCGAAGUUCAGAGUACUGCUAAUGAGGAUCGAUGUGUGCUCUUGUUGGGUUACAAAGAGCAGAUGGAAGACAUGUUCCGAAAAGUGAACCCAGGCCUCAGCAGACGUUUUCCAAUCGCAUCGGGUUUUCAUUUUGACGAUUACGAUGAUGAAGAGCUCGGCCAGAUCCUAGACCUCAAGCUAAGGAAACAGGGCCUGCGUGCAGGGGAGCGCGCCAAAAAGGUGGUACUCGAGGUUCUAGAGCGCGAGAGACACAAACCCAACUUUGGCAAUGCUGGUGCUGUCGAUAUCGUUCUCAACGACGCCAAGGAUCGCCAGCAGAGGCGCCUGUCAGAAAAACAAGGGACCAAGGGCGCCGAUGUGCUCAUUGCGGAGGACAUCGACCCAGACUAUGACAGGGGUGAGCGUGGCACCACAAAUAUCCCGCUGCUCUUCCAGGGUGUUUUCGGGUGCGAGGAUAUCGUCAAGCAACUUCAUGGUUAUCAGCAAGUGGCCGCGAAUAUGAAGGCCAAUGAUAUGGAUCCUCGUGAAGUUAUACCCUUCAGCUUCCUUUUCCGUGGACCGCCAGGAACUGGUAAGACGUCGACCGCUCGGAAGAUGGGCAAGAUCUACUACGACAUGGGCUUCCUCGGUGACGCGACUGUAAUCGAGUGUUCCGCGACCGACAUCAUCGGUGAAUACGUGGGGCAAACCGGACCUAAGGUUCAGAAGAAGUUCGACGAGGCUCUUGGAAAGGUCCUGUUCAUCGACGAGGCCUACCGUCUGGCGGAGGGCCACUUCGCCAAAGAGGCCAUGGAUGAGAUUGUGGACUGUCUCACAAAAGAGCGUUACCAGCACAAGUUGAUCGUCAUCCUUGCGGGAUACGACAAUGACAUCAACCGUCUGAUGACGCAGAACCCCGGACUGACGAGGCGUUUCCCCGACGCGAUCACGUUUUCGAAUCUAUCGCCUCAACAUUGCCGCGAUCUGCUGGUGCAAUGCUUGAGGCAGAAGAAACUCGAUGUCAGCCAGCUCGAAGCAUCCCCCGGCUUCGAUAUGAGUACCUCGAGUAGGUUCAAAGCCCUUUGCAAAACGCCAUCUUGGGGCAACGCGGGCGAUGUGGAGACACUUGCCAAGAACAUAUUUUCUUCCAUCAUGAAAUCCAAAGGUGCCUCGAAGCUUGUACAUGAGCAUCUAGUCAUUGAUGCUAUGGAUAUCAUGAUCAAAGAACGGGUCGCCAGGGGUGCGGGCAUGGCAGAAUUCGUGACACCAGUGACUUCUUGGCCCUUGAUGGAGCAAGAGUCGUCAAAGUAUAGGCCAUCACCUAACUCCUUCUCGACGAAAAUCGAAACCAUCACGGAACAAGAAGACGAGCCUUCCUGCCCGGACGACAAGUCCGAUUCCCCUGACAAGCCACCUCCAGGCCUCCCAAGCCUACGCGACGCAGGUGUCUCGGACGAUGUCUGGGCUCAGCUCGAGCUUGACAAAGCGGCCGAGCAGCAGCGGCAUCAUAAUCUUCAGGCCGCGCGCAAGAAAUCCGCAGACGCAGAGAAGAAGAUGCGAGACAAAAGCGAGCAGAUCAAAUCCCAGUCUGAGGCAGACCCGUCGCGUCUUGAAGCCCUCCGUGCCCUCGAGGCAAUGCGGUUGGAAUUAAACGAGGCCCUUAUCGAGCAAAAGAGACAGGAAGAACGGUUGAAAAGGAUGAUGGCGGUCAAGAUGAAGAUCAAGAAAAUGGGAUGCUGUCCAAUGGGCUUUGAAUGGAUUGAACAAGCGAGUGGCUUCAGGUGUGCUGGUGGAAGUCAUUUCAUGAGCAACAAAGAACUGGGCCUCGAGGACUAA
Truncatella angustata is the source of this 7059-nucleotide messenger RNA. RefSeq names its product putative AAA family ATPase. Gene Ontology annotation, molecular function: ATP binding; ATP hydrolysis activity; helicase activity. The coding region runs from base 1 to 7059 and encodes 2352 amino acids. The transcript has 8 exons. The record is from RefSeq and is a predicted model, not a curated record. Lineage: Eukaryota; Fungi; Ascomycota; Sordariomycetes; Amphisphaeriales; Sporocadaceae.